UCUUUCCCACUCCUUGUUCUAAUCCACCUUAGAUAAGUUGGUGCUGAAGCAUGGAGAAGAAGAAAACGUGGAUGUUGGCAUGUGCUUUGUUUCUUCAGCUGCUCUGCUCGGUUUCUGAGCUGGACCGGAGCCAGUUCCCUUCAUCGUUUCUCUUUGGAACUUCGACUUCUUCUUACCAGAUAGAAGGUGCAUACCUAGAAGGUAACAAAAGCUUAAGUAAUUGGGAUGUAUUCACUCAUAUACCAGGUCAUAUCCAGGACAACAGUGAUGGAGAUAUUGCUGACGAUCAUUAUCAUCUCUACAUGGUGAGGAUAUUUCGGAGGCUUGGAUUAUCAAAAUAUCAUCCACCGCAAUUCAUACAAAAUGUUUGUAACACAAACCAUGCAAACUAUACUGAUUUAGGAUAGUUGCACCAAAACAUGAUGUGGAUAGGUAGGAACAUAUGGUG
This is a messenger RNA of Elaeis guineensis (African oil palm), 448 nucleotides long. The record is from RefSeq and is a predicted model, not a curated record. Lineage: Eukaryota; Viridiplantae; Streptophyta; Magnoliopsida; Arecales; Arecaceae.